Messenger RNA from Hyaena hyaena (striped hyena), 6287 nucleotides. It is a transcript of the gene MFHAS1, whose product is annotated as malignant fibrous histiocytoma amplified sequence 1. The transcript has 5 exons. The coding region runs from base 99 to 3248 and encodes 1049 amino acids. NCBI's taxonomy places the organism in Eukaryota, Metazoa, Chordata, Mammalia, Carnivora, Hyaenidae. Gene Ontology annotation, molecular function: protein binding. The record is from RefSeq and is a predicted model, not a curated record.
GGAGGGGCCAGAGGGCCCGGGAGACUGGCGCCCGCCCGGGCGCAGCGCGGCAUGUAGCUGCGGGCGCCGGCGCGAGGGUGUCGGCCCGGGGCCCCGCCAUGGCUGGGAAGGACAGCGGGAACCUGAAGACGGUGAGGCUGUGGCGGGACGCCGCCCUGCGCGCCAGGAAGCUGCGGAGCAACCUGCGCCAGCUCACCCUCAGCGCGGCCGGGGGCUGCCCCGGCGCCGGCGCCGAGCUGCUCGACUCCCCCGACGCCCCGCAGCUCGUGCUGCCGGCCAACCUCGGCGACAUUGAGGUGCUGAACCUGGGGAACAACGGCCUGGAGGAGGUGCCCGAUGGGCUGGGCUCGGCGCUGGGCAGCCUGCGCGUCCUGGUCCUGCGCAGGAACCGCUUCGCCCGGCUGCCCCCGGCCGUGGCGGAGCUGGGCCACCACCUCACCGAGCUGGACGUGAGCCACAACCGGCUGAGCGCCCUGGGCGCGGAGGUGGUGAGCGCCCUGCGGGAGCUGCGCAAGCUCAACCUCAGCCACAACCAGCUGCCCGCCCUGCCCGCCCAGCUGGGCGCCCUGGCCCACCUGGAGGAGCUGGAUGUCAGCUUUAACCGGCUGGCGCACCUGCCCGACUCCCUCUCCUCCCUCUUGCGCCUGCGCACCCUCGACGUGGACCACAACCAGCUCACCGCUUUCCCGCGGCAGCUGCUGCAGCUGGCGGCCCUGGAGGAGCUGGACGUGUCCAGCAACCGGCUGCGGGGCCUGCCCGAGGAUAUCAGUGCCCUGCGUGCCCUCAAGAUCCUGUGGCUGAGCGGGGCCGAGCUUGGCACCCUGCCCAGCGGCUUCUGCGAGCUGGCCAGCCUGGAGAGCCUCAUGCUGGACAACAACGGGCUGCAGGCUCUGCCCGCCCAGUUCAGCCGCCUGCAGCGCCUCAAAAUGCUCAACCUCUCCUCCAACCUCUUUGAGGAGUUCCCGGCCGCCUUGCUGCCGCUGGCCGGGCUGGAGGAGCUGUACCUGAGUCGCAACCAGCUCACCUCAGUGCCGUCGCUCAUCUCGGGCCUUAGCCGGCUUCUCACCCUCUGGCUGGAUCACAACCGGAUCCGCUACCUGCCCGACUCCAUCGUGGAGCUGACCGGCCUGGAGGAGCUGGUGCUGCAAGGGAACCAGAUCGCAGUGCUGCCCGACAACUUCGGCCAGCUCUCCAGGGUGGGCCUGUGGAAGAUCAAGGACAACCCGCUGAUCCAGCCCCCCUACGAGGUCUGUAUGAAGGGGAUCCCCUACAUCGCAGCCUACCAGAAGGAGCUGGCUCAUUCCCAGCCGGCCGUGCAGCCGCGCCUCAAGCUGCUCAUGAUGGGCCACAAGGCUGCGGGCAAGACGCUUCUCCGCCAGUGCCUCACUGAGGACAGAGUGGACGCGAGCCAGGGAGGAGGGGACCCGGAAAAGAGCUGCGCGCCUUCGGCUCCUUCUGUGGGCAAAGGCAUCGAGGUGACCAGCUGGACGGCCGACGCCUCGCGGGGGCUGCGGUUCAUCGUGUACGAUUUAGCCGGGGACGAAAGUUACGAGGUGAUCCAGCCCUUCUUCCUCUCCCCGGGAGCCCUUUACGUGCUGGUGGUGAACCUGGCCACGUACGAGCCGCGCCGCUUUCCCAGCACCGUGGGCUCCUUCCUGCACCGGGUGGGGGCCCGGGUGCCGCACGCCGUCGUGUGCAUCGUGGGCACGCACGCGGACCUGUGCGGGGAGCGGGAGCUGGAGGAGAAGUGCCUGGACAUUCACCGCCAGAUCGCCGCGCAGGAGAAGCGCCACGCGGACGGGCUGAGCCGGCUGGCGCGCGCGGUGGACGAGGCGCUGGCCCGGGACUUCGAGCUGCGCUCCGCCAGCCCGCACGCAGCCUACUACGGGGUUUCCGACAAGAACCUCCGGCGGCGCAAGGCGCACUUCCAGUACCUGCUCAACCACCGGCUGCAGAUCCUCUCGCCCGUGUUGCCUGUGAGCUGCAGGGACCCUCGCCAGCUGCGGCGCCUGCGGGACAAACUGCUCUCGGUGGCCGAGCACAGGGAGAUCUUCCCCAAUUUACACAGAGUGCUGCCUCGCUCCUGGCAGGUGCUGGAGGAACUGCACUUCCAGCCGCCGCAGGCGCAGCGGCUGUGGCUGAGCUGGUGGGACUCGGCUCGCCUGGGCCUGCAGGCAGGCCUGACCGAGGACCGGCUGCAGAGCGCCCUGUCCUACCUGCACGAGAGCGGCAAGCUGCUCUACUUUGAGGACAGCCCGGCGCUCAAGGAGCACGUCUUCCACAACCUCACCCGCCUCAUCGACAUCCUCAACGUCUUUUUCCAGAGGGACCCUUCCUUGCUGCUGCAGAAGCUGCUUCUAGGGACCAGCGGCGAGGCCGAGGCCGAGGGGGAGAGCUGCCCGCCGAUGGCGCCGCCCGCGCCGGGCCAGGAGCUGCUCCGGACCACCCAGCUCCAUCAUUACGUGGAGGGCUUUCUGAUCCACGGGCUCCUGCCAGCCCACGUCAUUCGGUUGCUGCUUAAGCCUCAUGUCCAGGCCCAGGAGGACUUGCAGCUGCUGCUGGAGCUGCUGGAGAAGAUGGGACUCUGUUACUGCCUCAACAAACCCAAGGGCAAGCCUUUGAAUGGGUCCACGGCCUGGUACAAGUUCCCAUGCUAUGUGCAGAAUGACGUGCCCCACGCAGAGGCCUGGAUUAACGGGACCAACCUGGCCGGGCAGUCUUUUGUGGCCGAGCAGCUGCAGAUCGAAUACAGUUUCCCCUUUACCUUCCCCCCCGGGUUGUUUGCACGCUACAGCGUCCAGAUCAACAGCCACGUGGUACACAGGUCGGAUGGUAAACUUCAGAUCUUUGCGUAUCGAGGGAAGGUUCCCGUGGUGGUCAGUUACAGACCCGCCAAGGGGGUCUUGCAGCCAGACACCCUGUCCAUUGCCAGCCAUGCGUCUUUACCAAACAUAUGGACGGCGUGGCAAGCCAUAACCCCCUUGGUAGAGGAGCUGAAUGUCCUACUACAGGAAUGGCCUGGACUGCACUACACCGUGCACAUUCUCUGUUCUAAGUGCCUUAAGAGAGGGUCGCCCAAUCCACACGCUUUCCCAGGGGAGUUGCUGAGCCAGCCCAGACCAGAAGGAGUGGCAGAGAUCAUUUGCCCUAAGAACGGCAGCGAGCGAGUGAAUGUUGCCUUGGUUUACCCACCUACACCGACUGUGAUCAGCCCCUGUUCCAAGUCAAAUCAGAGUCUUGUCAUUUAACUGCCUGCCUUUGACCAUGUGUAAAAUAAUGGUGCUGCCAUGUGCUUUAUAAAGAAAACCCAUCGAUGACUGUUAUUUAACUGGAUCUUCCUUAUAAAUUCCACGUUUUCCUAUUUCUCAUUUAAAAAUGUUUCUGUGUUUUAUUUCUCUAUGGGGAGAGACAGAGAAUAAAGAGUAUCUCCAUACUUUCUUGGAAAAUUAAGUGGAAAAGAUAGUGCUUCUUUCCCUUAUGUCAUCAUUUUUACUGUACCCAAUCUGUGACUUUAGGAGCACCAAGUUUUAAGGGAAGAACGUUGGUGAAAAGCACAGAAACCAAUGACUUCUAUGGCUAUGGAAUUUCCGUGGAGAAAAGAGAGCAUCAGAACUCACCUGGACCAUCUUGCGGACCCGGCAAACCCUCCACACGCCCACGCGCGUUCCGUGAACUUGACUAAUAACCGUCCAGGGUGCUUGCAGAGGAGGGAGCGCACCUGGCCUGUAGAUGUGGACGGGGAGGGGCGGGGGAGGAUGGGGGAGACCGUGGAGCAAAUGUUUUACAACCUGAACCUCAGAACUGUGAUCCUCCGAGGAGAGCGCUACUUGAAGAAAAGAAGAAAAAGUCGAAUGGCUUCUCAGGGAUUUUGUUUUCUGUGCACAUAUAAGCCAUAGUUCCGUACAGGUGGCCGUGUUUUGAGCACUCAGAUUUCAGUUCUGUUAAAUGUGAAAGAGGGAUCGACUGACCGUUCAUUGCUGUUCCGUAACUAGUGUAAAAUAUGUAUAUGUUUAUCUUUAUUUUUAUAAUAUGCAAAUACAUUUAAAUUUAUACCGUCUGAAGCUUCUAGCGUUAGUUAACACUGGGUGCAAUGUUCUGCCUGAGGACUGUGCCAAGAUGGGGCUGGUUUCUUAUUUUAGCAAAAGACCUUUUUGUUCAUUCUUUUUUCUGUAGUCCUUCUGAAAUUAAAAAGAAAAAACAACCCAUCGCUCUGCCCGUGGAUUAAGUGCUGGGUCACAGAGGUUGCCGAUAAUCAGCAGGCACCUUAAAUGUGUAUUUCAGGCAGUGUCUCCUCCCCUUCUUUUAAAUAAAGGUCCCUGCCUGUGAGCCUGUUCCUUGGGCAGGCUGGUGGGAUUCCCAUUUUUCUUUGCCCACAUUUCCAGUGGUGCUGGGCAGAUUGUUCCUUGCUCCCAGCUUCCUGAUGAUGUGCUCAUGGAUUCUUCAGGGAAGGAGGAGGAAGGGGUCAUGGAGGCCUGGUGGUAAGAUUCUACAGGGGAGGGGGACAUUGGGGUUCACGAGUCCAUGGAAAAUCUGAGUCUUUCAAUAGCUUAAGAUAAUCAGGAGUCAGUUGUGAAUGGUGCAAAGAGCUUUGCUAAUGAGUCCUUCUCUCUGUCUCUCUAGAGUCUGUGAAAUUUAGCAGAACACUUUGAAAGCCCUUCUCAUCUGGCUGUCAGACCUUGAGAUAGCGAGUUCCCUAACUGGGGAGCAGAGUCCCACAUUGGUUAUUUAUAAAUACAGAGCCUCUGAUUGGACAGUCUGCUGCCAAGAACUAGUAAAACCAUUGUUGUAAAAUCUCCACCAAGUAAAACUUGAAAAGCAAAGCAAAUUGCUCUCUCGUCUACUCCUAAUUGGGGCCAAACAGUAUCUGCUGCAAUAGUAACACAUUCUUUGAAGAAUGUAAAGGACUCUGUUUACAGCUGCCUCCUCUGCCUGUUGAUGGAAAAAGGUGUAAGACAAACUUUCUCACCAGUGUAAGGCACGAAAAGUGAGUCAGCUGGUAUUAUCCUUUUACUUCUUUUAUAAAGUAUUACUCUUGCAAUGCCAGUAUACAGAGGCUCAACAUAUUUUUUAGAAGAAAUAAGCAAGCGGCUCCAUUGUGAAAAAUCUUAAGUCGAUUUUUUGUAGAUUUGGUGCCCCAGGAGUGGACUUCACUAACUCCAUAACCUCCAUGAAACAAGUGUGAUUCGUCAUGAUCGUAACAUCAAAGGGGAUCAGACUAUUUCUGCAUUUUUCAAUACUUGAAUACAACACCUCCAUUUUGAGAUUUCAUUUUCUUUUAGAACACAGUCACGAGAUGACCUGCUUAAUCCUUUGGUCACAGUUCUCGUGUGUGCGUGUGCAUGUGUGCGUGUAAACUGAAUGAUAACAUUUAAUUGCUUUAUGGACCAUUGAAUUGUUGGGCAUAGGAGUUUUGUAAUUGGCACGAGACGGUUCCUGAACUGUCAAAUUAACUCACUUUGACCAGUCUUUUGCAAGGACUCUUAAGGAUGUGACUUCGGGCUAACUCCCCAGGGGACCAUAUUAAGUGGAAAAAAAAAAAGCUCCUUUGGGUGACAUACCCUGCAAAGUGUUUGUUAUCAUUAUAAACAUAAAUGCCCACAUUCUUAUAAUAUCUGCUAUUUUUUGACAAGUGAUGUUUUGUGCUGUCAUCUGAACCCUAGAGAAGCAGUGAAAGAAGAAAUCUUGGCAUCCCAUGUGUUUCAGCAAAAAGGUCAUCAUGAUUGAGGGUCAUGUGACCAAAAGAAGUUCCAGAAAAGCUCUUGAGAACUUGCUUCAGGGUGGGGGGAGGGUUGGAGGUACAGAAAACACUCUGCUCUACUGGAAUUUUCAGUGUCUGCGCAGGAAAUUCCGUUUGCUCUUUCCGUACCUGGGAAGGCUCGGUGCGCCGCAGCGGACGGGCAAUUCAUGAAGCACAAGAGGGCGGCUUUUCAGACCACGUAGUCCCUUGCCUGGCAAACAAAUGCCCUUCAAGUUUGUUAGGGUUUCUAUUCUUGCAACCUGUGGUAUCACAACCACUUCCUGGAAUUGUAAAAGUGCUGCCAGAAUAAAUGUUUUGCCCCCUUCCAAGAAAAAAAAUGACAGUGCUCAUAUUUGACGUUUGCGCAUUGGACUCUUUUGAAUGAAUAAAAAGGAAAGGGUUUGGUAUAACUCCUGGUGGGGCAUGUGUUCUUUUUCAUGCCACAGUUUGUAAAUUGUCAUUGUGGUUCCCCAUUGAAUUGUGACUGGGCAGAAAUUUAAAAAAAAUUCAAAAAGUUCAAUAAAAAUACAAAGAAAUGGUUAAGCAAUUA